Molecule: messenger RNA, 3792 nt
Organism: Vicugna pacos (alpaca)
Lineage: Eukaryota; Metazoa; Chordata; Mammalia; Artiodactyla; Camelidae
Source: RefSeq, a predicted model, not a curated record
AUGGCUGCAGACCCCAAGCUUGUGCUCCCAGAGGCUCAGGAGACGACGGGUCAGCAGCGGAGCAAGAUUUGCCCUAAACCCUGGUGGUUGGUGCACAUUUACGGCCAGCAUGAGAAAAAAAUCGUGCAUGAGAGAAAAAUCAUGCGUGAGAAGAAAGCCGUGCACUACUGGUGCCAAGCUCCGAAUGCCCCCCCCACCUGCUUGCCCCCUUCUGGCUCCUUCCCCACCCCUCCUGCUGUCUUCACGGACGCUGCCAACAACCUCCGAUCCCCAAACCCAAAGGGUGUUUCCAGCGGUGACGUCCUCACACCCUCCGUGGCCGUGGACACUGGCCUCUCCUCCCCUCGGCACACUGUCCUCUUGACCCUCAGGGGCUCGACUGCCGUGGUGACCCCCCGCCCUCUGCUGCCCGUUCUUUCUCUGCUGUGCGGCUCUCAGAUCCAGGCUCCGGCUGGUGCCUUUCCUCCAGCGCUGCACCCGGUGCUCAGGAGCAGAGCCCAGAUUUACAGCUGGACAAAUGAUAGCGCAGGUGACCGCUCCCAGUCUCCUCUGCAGCUGGAUGUGGCCCUGGGACCAAGGAAGACCCAGCAGGUGCACAUUCGGCUGUGCCGCUCGGAGCACCUGCCGGCUCAGGUGUUCACUGACGGGAGCCGCCUGCCCCCGCGCGCAGCCCCACAGGCAUCGUGGCUCCGUUUCCAAGGAUGCUCCAGCUACCUUGCAGAGCGCAUCCGGCCGGCCCGGGUGCGGCGGCUCCCACCCCAGGGCACCUCUGGGCGGGUGGGCAGCAACAUUUCUGAGCCCCAGAUGCUCUUCUGGAACCUCGUCACAGCCCUUCAAGAGGCAGAGUCCCUGUCCCUCCCCAUGAGCCUCUCUGAGUGCCUUCGAGGACGCAGUGGCGCCUGCGCCCUGAGGCGAGGUGGCAGGACUGGCUUUGUUUCCGCGUGGCUCUCUUCUUACGGACAGCGCCUUGGGAGCCCGGUGCUCACGCCCCUGGCAACCACUUGUCUCUUCACUGUCUCCACAGGGCUGAACGUCAUAGUGUUGGAAUCAUACGGACCCGCCGGUCACCUUCGGAGGCUCCCUGGUGCGGCCCCCGUCCCCGCGCGGCCACCCUCGGCUAACCUGCCCGUGUUCUCUCCUUUCCGCUCACUCUUGUCCGGCGCGUCCGCAGAGCAGACGUACGGCGAGGUGAACCAGCUGGGCGGCGUGUUCGUCAACGGCCGCCCCCUGCCCAACGCCAUCCGCCUGCGCAUCGUGGAGCUGGCGCAGCUGGGCAUCCGACCCUGUGACAUCAGCCGGCAGCUUCGCGUGUCCCACGGCUGCGUGAGCAAGAUCCUGGCGCGCUACAACGAGACGGGCUCCAUUCUGCCCGGGGCCAUCGGGGGCAGCAAACCCCGCGUCACUACCCCCAACGUGGUCAAGCACAUCCGGGACUACAAGCAGGGCGACCCCGGCAUCUUUGCCUGGGAGAUCCGCGACCGGCUGCUGGCCGACGGCGUCUGCGACAAGUACAACGUGCCCUCCGUGAGCUCCAUCAGCCGCAUCCUGCGCAACAAGAUCGGCAGCCUGGCGCAGCCCGGGCCCUACGAGGCAAGCAAGCAGCCGCCGCCGCAGCCCGCGCUGCCCUACAACCACAUCUACCAGUACCCCUACCCCAGCCCCGUGUCCCCCACGGCCGCCAAGAUGGGCAGCCACCACGGGGUCCCGGGCACGGCCGGCCAAGUCAGCAUCCCCCGUUCCUGGCCCUCGGCUCACUCGGUCAGCAACAUCCUGGGCAUCCGGACGUUCAUGGAGCAAACAGGGGCCCUGGCGGGGAGCGAGGGCGCCGCCUACCCCCCGAAGAUGGAGGACUGGGCUGGCGUGAACCGCACGGCCUUCCCCGCCGGCCCGGCCGUGAACGGGCUCGAGAAGCCGGCCUUGGAGGCGGACAUUAAAUACACUCAGUCGGCCUCGGGCCUCUCCGCAGUGGGCGGCUUCCUCCCGGCCUGCGCCUACCCGGCUUCCAACCAGCACGGCGUGCCCUUCGCAAGCCCUUCACUGCUUUGGGAACGGCGAUCUGAGCGGCUGGCAGCCCCUCGGGCCGGUGCGCUGGCUGGGGUCUGGGAUGUCUGGGAUCUGAGCAUCACCCGGCCCAGGGUCGCCCGGCUCUGCAGCGCCUCCCUGCGCCUGGCGCCUCCUUUACUGGACGGCGAGGGGCUAAGAGCAUUGCGGGGGUGGGGUGGGGGCGGGGGUCUGCGGUGCGGAGAGUCUGCGGGACGGCCCUGCAAGGAGGGCCGCGGCCGAGGCUGGGCGGGUGAGUGGCGCCCGCAGGCCGGGGGAGGGUGGGCGCCCACGGGCGCGCGGGGCGCUGGGGAACGCGGCUCCUCCUUCCCGCCCCGAGUGUGGGAGCAGCCCGCGCUCUCGGGGCCCCGGGCCUGCCACUCGGCGCCGCGCCCGGCAGUGACCCGCUGCCCUGUGCUUCCUCCCGCAGUGGCCGACCGGAAGCCGCCCAGCCCCGGCAGCAAGGCCCCCGACGGCCUCGGGAGCUUACACGGACUGCCCAUCCCGGCCUCGACCUCCUAGGGCCGCGCGUCGCUGAGCCCGAGCCCGAGGGCGGCGGCGGGGCGGCGGGCGCGGCGGGGCGCAGACCCGGAGGACCCGCCGCCGAGGUGCCCGAGCCGUCAGCCCGGCCUCGCCCAGCCCGGCUCCCAGCCGCUGCGCAUCCUCUGUCGGCCGGGGUUUCGGCUUCUCUGAACUUUGGCUUCAGACUGUUGCAUCCUCGUCGCGACCUUUGCUCCGACGCGGCCUCGCCCUGCAGGCCGCCAGCAUCUCUUCCUUCUCCCUGGGCAGUUUCGCACCGCCCCUCCCUCGGUUUCCCUUCCCCUCUCUCCCUCUUUCCCGCUCCCCCUCCGCUUCCUUUCUUCCUCCCCGCCCGCCCUCCUUCCUACCCAUCCUUUCCUUCCCCACCUUCGCCCUCUGCAUUUUCCCCUCCUCUGUCUCCGCUCCUUCCCUCCCUCCGUCUCCCCAUCUACGUGGGCUCCCGCUCCUGUGGUCCAGCUCCGUCCACUCCCUUGUCUCCCUAGGCCUUUACAGUCAGGAUUCUGCCUGUCUUCUUUCCUUCUGGCACCUGUCCCCACCCCCUUCCGGAGAGCCCCAGACCCAUCCUGCCCUCCUCUCUGCAGCCUCCACCCUUCUGGGCUCCCCAGGCUAACAGCGGGGGCUCCAACCUGGGGCAUGGACAGUGAAGCCACAGCUUUCCCCCAUAUUUUUAUAAUAAUGAACCUGAACAAAACCUGGAUGAACUGCCCCCCUCCCCAGAUGAUGUCUGGAAAUACCCUCGUCUGGAUGGUUUCUCAGUGCCCAGUGGUUGGGUUUCUCUUUGCUUCCCCUGAGAUGAUGUUAGACUGGGGCAGGAGUCGGGGGCACGGGGGCCACUGGUAUUUUCUGUAGUUAGAAAGUCAUGCGUGCCUGGAGGUGCCCCAUCUCACCCUCCACACCCAACAGGAGGGAAUCCGGCAUAUGGUAGACGCAUCAGCACUGGUUUUGGUAUUCAGGGGUCAGCACAUUUGUUAAUUUAAACCACAAACUGCUUCUGGGUACAAAGGUGCAAUCUGGCUUCUGGUUUGCAAGGGGAUAGGGGUCGGAAAAAACCCAAAAAGUGUCUUCCAGAGCGGGCACAGGCUCUGUUACCUGCUUCCAAGUUCAGGCGCGCUGGUGGCAGGACCCUGGACAUAAAACUGCAAUUUCUGUAGUCAUAGAAAUGUCACUGGUGAGAGCCUUACAUCACCUGUUAAACAUGGCUGCCUUUGAAUA